Molecule: messenger RNA, 591 nt
Organism: Hippoglossus stenolepis (Pacific halibut)
Lineage: Eukaryota; Metazoa; Chordata; Actinopteri; Pleuronectiformes; Pleuronectidae
Product: C-X-C motif chemokine 2
Exons: 4
Coding region: 160-462 (100 amino acids)
Biological process (GO): inflammatory response; neutrophil chemotaxis; cellular response to lipopolysaccharide
Cellular component (GO): extracellular region
Molecular function (GO): chemokine activity; CXCR chemokine receptor binding
Source: RefSeq, a predicted model, not a curated record
GGAUGAGGUAUGUGGCUUGAGAGCAUAUUUAAGGCGACCCCUCACACCGCUUCUGUCAACACACUCGUCUUCCUUUGACACUCACUGGUCUCCUCCCAGAUCACUUCUAUCACCAAGAGCAGCAUCUGUGUCGUCUCGACCCGAAAGAAGAAACCAACAAUGUCCGGCAUCAUGAAAGUGCUCCUGCUCCUGGCUGCCUCGGUCUGCAUCUCUACAGCCCUGCUCAACGAAUCUGGUCAGAACUGUCUGUGUCAGCGUACCUAUAAUUCCACUGACGGGUCGGAUUUAAAGGACAUCCAGAUCUACCCGGCAACCAUCUUCUGUGACAAAGUGGAGAUUGUUGUCACCACCGGCGCAGGCCAUCGCUACUGCUUGAACCACAGGGCGAAGGCAGUGAAAGCCAUCGUGAUUCGGAUCCUAAGGAGCAAGAGAAACGCCAUCACCCCCCCCCAGUCCAGCUGAUUUCCCUUCCAACAGCUACAUGUGGCUCUGUUUCACUCCUUGGAUAAACAUAUGACCUCUGACCACCUCACGAAGGCACCUUUAUUGAAUGUAGACGUGAAAUGAAAUCAACUUUUUGUUUAUUUAUCU